Messenger RNA from Fusarium proliferatum ET1, 453 nucleotides. RefSeq lists its product as uncharacterized. The coding region runs from base 1 to 453 and encodes 150 amino acids. The record is from RefSeq and is a predicted model, not a curated record. NCBI's taxonomy places the organism in Eukaryota, Fungi, Ascomycota, Sordariomycetes, Hypocreales, Nectriaceae. The transcript has 5 exons.
AUGAUCCCAGUUCGUGAUGAUCCGUAUGGUCGGCAGCCACUGCGUGUCGCUAAUCCCGAGGACGAGCAAGGUGACGAGAUGGUUUACUAUGAUGAAGGACCUAGCUGCGAUGAAGAAUUUGGAGACCCGCAAGAGCCGCAAGACGACGACCGUUAUGUUCUGGAAGCCCUAAUAAACCAGCAAUCGAAAGCAACCUUCACACUCAUUAAUAAAAUGAGAACAGAGUUUCUUGAAAACAUGAAGCUAAUGAGAACUGAGUCUUCUGAAAGCAUGAAGCAGACGAGAACAGAGCUUUUAGAAGCCUUGAAGCAAAUCAGAACAGAUGGUCAGACCAACCUUCAUACACAGGGAGCCACAGGCGGAGGCGCUCCUUUCCAGAUGGGAUUGGACUCUACCGUGGACCCUUCCAAUCUGAUGAGCAAUACCAGAGGAACUGAAAAUAACGGCUCGUAA